AUCUACGCAGCUAAUAUAUCAAAAACAAAACCCAGAGAAUCCCAGUGCUGAGUCUUCGUGCUACAAGGCUGGGAUCUAAAAUGCAAGCGGUUGUCAAAAGCUUCAUUUUUGCCCUUUUGGUUUGUUCAUUCACCUCGGCGCAAGAAUGUUCCCGGAAAGAGAUCACCUUUGCAAAUAUUCAAAAAACUGGCCUCGCCGCGAAGUAUGAUUCCGGAGAUACAGUGAGAGUGAACUGUGAGACAGGCUACGUUGGAUUCCUUAAACUUACUUGUGACAAGGGUGUAUGGACAAAAGACGCCGGGAGAGAGUGCAAAAAAAGGCCGUGUGGUCACCCAGGAGACACGCCAAAUGGAGACUUUAAACUCAUAGGAGACACGGAGUUUGUGUUUGGAGUUACAGUGGAAUACACUUGCAGACCAGGGUAUGUAAUGGCCAGCAGGGUAAACAUUCGUCACUGUCGUAGCCAAGGGUGGGAUAAUGCUGUCCCUGUCUGUGAAGUGGUGAAGUGCCCAGCAAUUCAAACCUCUGGAGAUUUGAUUGCAACAGGCAACACUGAGGAAGCAAGCUUUGAUGAUGUUAUUCACUUUGAGUGUACAUCUCGUCAGAUGAUGCUUGAUGGACGAGAAAACAUUCAUUGCACGGAACGGGGAACUUGGAGUGGAUCUGUUCCAAAAUGCAUAGAAAUAAGAUGUAAGCUGCCUACAAUACCACAUGCGAUUAUUAAUGACGCCAAGGAGGAAUACAAAGAGAAUGAACAGUUAAAAUAUUCCUGUGAAAAAAAAUACAGGCCCAGACAUGGAACCCCAAAGUGUCUCAGAAAUGGCUGGAGUAUAACACCAGAAUGUGAAGAAAUUAAUUGUCUGCUUGGGCCGCCCACACCUGGAACAAGCACAAGCCCAAAAGGGAAGAAUGUAUUCAGGGUUGGAGAGAGUGUAGAGAUCACCUGCUCAGAUAGUCACUGGUUGUAUGGAACAAGAGAGAUCAAACGAAACAUUAUAUGCAAAGAAAGUGGUGAAUGGGAACACUCGCCUGUGUGUGAGGAAAUUACUUGUGAUAUUCCCUAUGGCCAGCAUGUGGACAGUCCUCACUACUACUUUAGUAGGGACAGAAGAUUGGGGGUCGAAAAAUCAUACUGGUGUGAAAGUGGGUAUCGGGCAGGAGCUAGAACUGCCACGUGUACAGAGAAAGGCUGGCUUCCAAACCCACUGUGCACUGAGAUUGUGUGUCCUGAGCCAACAAUUGAAAACGCAAGACUGCCAGAGAAUCCACAACGUCCUUAUAAACCAGGUGCACGUAUUCGGUACCAGUGUCUACAUGGAUCUAGCACGUUUGAAAUCACCUGUGGUUGGCAGGGAGAAUGGAACAAUAUACGUCCCUGCCCUGCUACCUGUCCAAAACCUGAUAUGGUGAUAACCAGUGGCACCAUUAUUGAACCUCAAAAGGUCAAGAAUGUCUACACAAAAGGAUAUACUGUGGAAUAUAAAUGUUCUGAAGGAUUCGUGUUUGAGAAGGAAGGCGUUGCCCGCUGUACUGGGAGGGAGUGGACAUACCCAAAAUGUAUACCUAAACCGAACGUCUGUGCUUCAUUCCGUUUGGAAAAUGGACUCACACAUUAUUUCACAAAGGACACAGAUUCUCCCAGACCGUCUCAGGGUAUUUACUACUCAUGUGACGCAGAUUAUAAAACAUUUGAAUACACAUGGUGGGGAGAAACAAGCUGCAGUCCGGAUGCUUUGGACUACACACCACGGUGUAUACACAAAAAUAAGUGUGGCCGUAUUCCCAACAUUCCACAUGGAAAACUAGCUUAUGACCAACAUCAUCAAAGGGAUUUGAUUAAUGUCUAUUGUGAUUUUGGCUUCAAAGCAAACACAUCUUUCGUCACAUGUAAAAACGGACAGUGGACGACCACGAAAUGUGAACCCCUAACAGGUGAAAACUAUGGUGCUCCUCCACAAGUAGAAAAUGCAGUCAUCACUGAAUACACUCAAGAGCCACACCAAACAAUAGUGAAAUUUGAAUGUCGAGAACAUUUUGAACUAAAGGGGAGACAGACAGUUUACUACAUAAACAAACACUGGGAUAAAACACCUACAUGUGAAUUGUCAAAAUCUGCAUGUGGAAAACCUGAAACGAAGAUAACCCGUGGCAUCAUUAAAGAUUCUGAAGAGAUCAUGGACUACUACACAGAAGGAGAUACUGUGGAAUAUAAAUGUUUUGAGGGAUUCAUGUUUGAGGAUGAAACGUCCGCACGCUGUACUGACGGGAACUGGACUUACCCAAAAUGUAUACGUGACGUCUGUGGGCCUCCUCCACAAGUAGAAAAUGCGGAUAUCAAAUCUUCCGUUAAAGAGCCACGAAAAGAAGUGACAUAUGAAUGUCAUGAACAUUUUGAACUGAAGGGGAGACGCACAAUUUACUGCAGAAGCAGAGGCUGGGAUGAAGCACCUACAUGUGAAUUGUCGCCAUCUUCAUGUCUAAAACCUGAAGAGAUAAGCAGUGGCUCCUUUAAGGAUCCUCAGAAGACUAAGGACUACUACACAGAAGGAGAUACUGUGGAAUAUGAAUGUUCUGAAGGAUUCAUGUUUGAGAUGGAAAACUCUGCCCGCUGUAUUGGGCGGCGUUGGACUUACCCAAAAUGUAUACGUGACGUCUGUGGGCCUCCUCCACAACUAGAAAAUGCGGAUAUCAGGUCUUCCAUUGAAGAGCCACGAAAAGAAGUGACAUAUGAAUGUCAUGAACGUUUUGAACUGAAGGGGAGAGGCACAAUUUACUGCAGAAGCAGAGGCUGGGAUGAAGCACCUACAUGUGAAUUAAAGCAUGAUCAACCUGGUACAACACCUUCCAAGACUACUGGCAAAGACUGUGGCCGGCCUCCACAGAUUGAAGAUGCCGUACAGGAUUUUAAGGAUCGAUAUGAGCACGGUGAAGAAGCUGCUUAUGACUGUCCUGCAUUCUACAAAAAGGAAGGUUAUCUGACCUGCACACAAGGCAGAUGGACAGGAAGUGGGAAGUGCUGGAAACCCUGCACUGUGGAUCUUAAAGCUAUGGAUGAACGUAAUAUACAGCUAAGGCAUAAAUACACAGAAAAAAUCUAUUCAACACAUGGAGAUUUUAUUGGGUUUUCUUGUAAAAGCGGAUAUAGACCAGUGGAAGGCAGUGUUUCCCUCCGUCAGAGCUGCAAUAAUGGAGAAAUUCCCUUGCCUGUUUGUGAAUAGUGAGUCACAGGUUCCCUUUAAAGUGCUGUGGGGGGUUAGUUGUGCACUUCACUGCUUAAAGAAGAAUCAGUCAUUUUAACCUGCUGUCUUAGAAGUUCAGAUGUUUGUGUAGUGAUAAAUAACUGAGGAGGCUGCCAUUCAAACUACAUUCAGAUAAACUUCCAUUCAGUUAGCAGAAGAAUGGAUUGUGUUCAGUCAAACACAAUAAAUUAUGGUGACCAGAGAGCUUCACUCACUUUCAUGAGCUAAAUAAACCAAAGAAAUGAUGAUUGUAAAACACAGUGUUCGAUAUAAUUAAUCGAUCCAUCUCCUGGGAGAUCAAAUGAAAUGUCAUUUACAAACUUAACCUCUUAAGUAGCAUUAAUGAAGAAGCCCUUUGAACUACUCAUAACCUUUGCUUGCUCUAUGUUGUUCAUUAUUUGUUUUCCAGCAAAAUUAAUAAAGCAUUUGACUUGUGACUUGAA
Molecule: messenger RNA, 3682 nt
Organism: Colossoma macropomum (tambaqui)
Lineage: Eukaryota; Metazoa; Chordata; Actinopteri; Characiformes; Serrasalmidae
Product: complement factor H-like
Exons: 20
Coding region: 81-3218 (1045 amino acids)
Source: RefSeq, a predicted model, not a curated record